CCCUCCUCCACUCUCAGCAUCUCUCCGCCCUCUCUCUCUAUCUCCUCUCUCUCUCUCUCUCUUCCCACAGAGAACUUCCAACAAUGCAGAACGCCGCCGUCAUCUUCUUGUCGGUGCUUCUCUCCGCCGCCUUCCAUCCCGCUCUCAGCCUCGUCGACGGGUAUUUGCCAAAUGGGGAUUUCGAGAGAGGUCCGAAGGCGUCGGACAUGAACGGAACGGUGGUAAAAGGACCAUAUGCAAUACCGGAAUGGGAAAUUUCAGGCUUCGUGGAGUACAUAAAGUCAGGGCAGAAACAAGGCGACAUGUUGCUGGUGGUGCCGGAGGGGGCGUUCGCCGUCCGGCUAGGAAACGAAGCGUCAAUCAAACAAAAGAUCAAAGUAGUAAAAGGACUUUACUAUUCGAUCACUUUCAGCGCCGCCCGAACCUGCGCUCAAGAGGAGCGGCUCAACAUCUCUGUAGCGCCCGACUGGGGGGUUCUGCCGAUGCAAACUCUUUACAACAGUAAUGGCUGGGACUUAUACGCUUGGGCCUUCCAAGCCACCUCCGACGAGGUCGUUAUUCUCAUCCAUAACCCUGGCGAGGAGGAAGAUCCUGCCUGUGGCCCUCUCAUCGACGCCAUUGCCAUUAAAACCCUCUACCCUCCUAAGGCCUCCAAUGAUAAUCUGGUGAAGAAUGGGGAUUUCGAAAUUGGCCCAUACGUUUUCCCAAACGCAUCAUCAGGAGUUUUGGUCCCACCGAACAUUGAAGAUGACCACUCUCCGAUCCCCGGCUGGAUGGUUGAAUCUCUCAAGGCCGUCAAAUACAUCGAUUCCGACCAUUUCUCCGUCCCCAGCGGGAAGCGCGCCGUCGAGUUAGUCGCCGGAAAAGAAAGCGCAAUAGCUCAGAUUGUUCGUACGAUCCCCGGAAAAACCUACAUCCUCUCGUUCGUCGUCGGCGAUGCAAGCAACUCGUGCGAAGGAUCCAUGGUCGUUGAAGCUUUCGCCGGGAAAAACACACUGAAAGUACCGUACCAGUCGAAAGGCAACGGCGGAUCGAAACCGGCGGCGCUGAAAUUCACGGCGGAAUCGACGAGGACGAGGAUUAUGUUCUUGAGCACAUUCUACACCAUGCGAACCGAUGAUUUCUCGUCGCUGUGUGGGCCGGUGCUGGAUAAAGUGAAAUUGUUGAGCGUUCGAAACCCUAAGGCGUGAUGAAAGAGGAAGAAAUUCGAUGGUGACUUAGUGGAAGAAUUUGGUUGGGGAUUUGAAUAUAAUAGUAGUAAGAAAGUUGAAGUUGAUCUUCUCUGUGAGUGGUUUUGGUUGUAAUGUUGAAGAUGAUGAAGAAGAAGAAAAACAGGGGAAGAACUCUGCUUUUGAAAAGAGGGGUUUUAGCGGAAAAAUUAAUAAAUAAAUAUAUAUAGUAAUUAAUACGAUAUAUAUAAUUAAUAUAAUAUAAAGCGGAUAGGGUUUUUAUAUAAUAGUGUGAUUUUAAGGGCGGGCGGCUUUCUGUAAUCGUGAUGUGGAAAAAAAAUCGACUUAAAUCGAUUUUUUUUACUUACUUUUUAAUGAACAAUUACCAUAUUUCAUGAAUAA
Messenger RNA from Benincasa hispida (wax gourd), 1571 nucleotides. RefSeq names its product BIIDXI-like protein At5g11420. The record is from RefSeq and is a predicted model, not a curated record. Gene Ontology annotation, cellular component: plant-type cell wall. Lineage: Eukaryota; Viridiplantae; Streptophyta; Magnoliopsida; Cucurbitales; Cucurbitaceae.